This is a messenger RNA of Tarenaya hassleriana, 483 nucleotides long. RefSeq lists its product as uncharacterized. The annotation marks the transcript as partial. The transcript has a single exon. The record is from RefSeq and is a predicted model, not a curated record. NCBI's taxonomy places the organism in Eukaryota, Viridiplantae, Streptophyta, Magnoliopsida, Brassicales, Cleomaceae.
AUGAACCGAGUGUUCAUAGACUAUCUGGAUGCGUUUGUCCUCUUUUUCAUCGAUGACCUCCUCAUCUACUCGCCAGAUCCGCAGACACAUGAGGAGCAUCUGCGAAAGAUAUUGCCGAGACUAAGGGAGAACCGAUUGUAUGCAAAGUUCAGUAAUUGCAGCUUUUGGUUACAGGAGAUUGGAUUCCUGGGACAUGUGGUAUCGGCCCAGGGCAUUCAAGUCGAUCCGACAAAGAUCGAGGCCGGCAUGGAGUGGCAGUCCCCGACUUCUGCGACGGAAGUCAAGAGCUUCUUGGGACAAGCCGGCUAUUACCGACGAUUCGUCGAGGGAUUCGCCAAAAUCGCUCGACCCUUGACGAAUUUGACAGGAAAGAACGUUAGGUUCGAGUGGACGGCAGACUGCGAAGAGAGCUUCAGAGAGCUAAAGCGGAAAUUGACAUCAGCACCGAUCCUGGCAUUACCACGGCUGGGAAUGCUGUACGAG